GAUGCAGCCCUGGUGACAACCGCAGUCUGCCGACGCCGCCAUGGGGAACAAGCUGAGCUGCUCGUGUGCGCCACUCAUCCGCAAGGCGUACCGCUACGAGGACUCUCCGUGGCAGACGUCGCGCCGCAGGGAUGGUCACCUGCUCAGGCUGUGGGCCGAAGUAUUCCACGUGAGCGCCAGCGGCGCCGGCACCGUCAAGUGGCAACAGGUGAGCGAGGACCUGGUGCCUGUCAACAUCACGUGCAUCCAGGACUCGCCCGAGUGCGUCUUCCACAUCACGGCCUACAACAGCCAGGUCGACAAGAUCCUCGACGUCCGGCUCGUGCAGCCAGGAACUCGGAUCGGACAAGCGUCAGAAUGCUUCGUAUAUUGGAAGGAUCCAAUGACCAACGAUACCUGGGGUCUCAACUUCACAUCUCCUAUCGACGCUAAACAAUUCAGAGAAUGCUGCUCGCCGUCGUUCAAGUUCUCACGCAAGGCGUCGUCGUCGUACUCGCUGAAGCUGGAGCCGCCGAGCAAGCAGAAGCUGAAGGCGAAGCGCAAACCGCUGUCGACGCCGGCCAGCCCGUCGCGCUCUCGCGAGCCGCAGUGCACCUGCAUGACGGCCGAGCAGUACGCGCGCCUGCGCGCCCAGGACCCGCGCUACAGAGGGUCCGCCACGCUGCCGCGGGCGCAAACACGCGGCACAGACACGGACGCGGCGCCGGGCUCCCGCGGGGACAAGGUAACGGCGGCCACCUCCAGCACCUCCCUGUACGACAACGUGAGUGGCGGGGGCGGCGUCGGCGGUGGCAAGGCGUCUGCGUCAACGCUACCGGGCGGCGGCGGCGGCACGGGGGGCGGCGGCGGCCGGCAGACGCGGGACCGCGGUACGCAGCAGCAGGACGCCGCCACCAACGGCUCCCUCAAGGCCUCCUCCGCGGGGGCGGCGCCGGCGGCGGCGUCGGCCGCGACCGGGACGGCAUCCGCGUCGGUGGGAACGCAGCAGAACCACGUGGGCUCGCAGGCGUCGGCCGGGCCGCCAGAGGAGGCGUCCAAGAGCGAGGGCACGCAGGCCGGCGGCACGCUGGGCGGCAGCCGGCUGGGCGGCCUGGGGGCGGCGGGGGCGGCGCCGGGCGCGGGAGGCGGCCGCCGCGACGCGCACACCCACGCGCACCACCACGUGCUCGCCGCCACCAAGUCGGUCGACUACCCGGAUACGGACAUGGUGCGCGAGGCGGAGCUGCGCGCCGCCCACCACCACAACCUCAACAACAACAACAAUAACAAUAACAACAACAACAAUAACAAUAACAACAACAACAACAACCGGAGAUCCAAGAGCAAGAGCACCGACGAUAUGAGCGUGGGCGGCGUCUCGCUGGACUCGAACACGCUGAAGCGCAUGCUGAAGCCGAUGCCGUCGCAGCAGGAGAGCCCGGUGACCUCGCCGGAGAUGACGCGCCGGCGCUACAACUACUACAACCACGGCCACCACCACCACCACCAUCACCACCACGGCGGCGCCAUCAACAACAACGGCCGGCACGUGUUGUCGGAGCCCGAGUCGAACCACCACCGGUCGGGCGGCCGCUUCUCCGGGUCGCGCUCCUCGCACGAGAUCGGGCGCGGCUACGGCGGCGGCGGGCGCGGCCUCUACCUGGAGCUGGACGCGCGCGGCGGCGGCGUGGGCAGCUGCGGCGACCUGUCGCCCCCCUCGGACAACGUGCUGUUCGACAAUCAGUGCUACGCGACGACACCCAGCUCGAGCAACGGCAACUCGGACCUGGACCAGCCCACGUCGACGGCGCCCGGCACCGGCCAGGCCACGCCCACGCCCGGCUCGCCCACGUCGCGCCUGCUGCUCGAGUACGAGAUGCACCUGCGCAACACGCUGGCCAAGGGCAUGGACGCCGAGAGCUACAGCCUGCACACGUUCGAGGCCCUGCUCACGCAGAGCAUGGAGAACCUGGAAUCCAUUUUGUCAAGUAAGCGAUCCCAGGAGCAACUACCGCAGCAGGAGCCGCCGCUGGUGCAACCGCCUCCACUGCAGCAGCUGCAGCAGCAGUUACAGCAGCAACAACAGCAGCAACAGCAACAACAGCAACCCCAACUGCUGCAGCAGCAGCCGCAGCAACCGCAACCGCAGCAGCAACAACAGCAAAAGUCAGUGGAACAGCAGCACAGGGAGCAGCACCUGCAAAGGUUGCACCUACAGCUGCAGCAGCUGCUGCUGCAGUACCAACAGCAACAGCAGCAACAGCAGCAGCAACAACAGCAACAGCAGAAGCAGCAGCAGCUGCAGCAAACGCCCAAAAAGCCGCAGACUGGUCGGCCGCAGCAGAAACCAGUGCGGCAGUUGCUGCAGCAACCGAACGGGCGCCAAACCACCCCGCGGGUGCAAGAUGGCCGCCAGUCGGCCACCUGGCGGCCGGAGGCUCAACAAGCUAAAGGCAAACCGCCUUCCGCCGCGGGCGCCGCGCAGCGGCAAGAGACGGAACUGCAGCGCUUACUGCAGCACCUCAAGCUGGAAAUGUCUGUGGAGGAGCUACACGCCAAACUGCGUGAGAUUCUGGAGAAACGAGAGUUUGCCGAAAGUCUUCCUGGAUCCACGCAGCGCAGCCCGUAUCCAUCUAGAAGGCGUCCGGGCAGCAGCGCCAGCAUGAACAAGUCGUCGACCCUGCCGCUGCCGCACCGCGCCGUGGAGCGGCCGGCCUCCAGCGCCAGCAGGGACCGGGACAGGGAUAGGGACAGAGACCGCGAGGGAUACUACAGCGACCGCAACGAGCUCAUCCGGGAGCGCGAGCGCGAGCGGGAGCGCGAGCGGGAGCGCGGCUACCUCAGCGACCACAACUCCAGGUACCGGGACAGAGACCGCGAGGGCUACUACAGCGACCGCAACGAGCUGCUGCGAGAGCGGGAGCGAGAGAGGGAGCGCGACCGAGACGCCGGCUACCUCAGCGACCACAACUCCAGGUGCGCCUCGUGCCUGGGCGAGUCCGCGCGCGCCCAGUGGUUCCGCCACUCGGACGGCUGGCGCGCCGGGUCGUCCACCCUGGGCUCUGGGUCGGCCUCGCAGGCGCCGAGCAUCGGGGGCGGCGGGGGCGGCCACAGGCGUUCGCCGUGGGACUCGCUGCCUUCGCUGCGCCACGAGGGCUCGCUCGGUGACAGCGGCUACAAGUCCAACCGCGCUGACUCCUUCGAGCAGAGGAACAUCUUCGACCGGCAGGACAGCCUGCGCUCCGACUACAUGAGCGACCGCGAGAGCCGCUACGGCAUCGUGCAGCAGGCCUCCAUCGAGAGCACGGACUCGCGCCUCUGCUACCUCACCUCCUCUGAGGUAAGUCUCUUCCUCCGUCUGCCGUCCUCGUGCACGCAGCUCUGGUCACCGUCUCCGGUAAGUACGCCGGCGAGCCUCAGCGAACAGACCCCGUACAGGUAGACCCCACUUCAGUGUGCUCCGACACGUCUCAAGUACGGAAGGUGUGAUGUUUCGUCAAGAAGCGUUCUGAAAGCUGCUAGGCUUCGAUGUGAUCCUUAUAGUCCGAUUUAAAUUAGGAGGCAGUUGACGUUCAGGAUCACAAGUCGCGACGUAGUCCUGACCCUACGGUAGUAAAUAUUUCAAAAUGGUCAUUUUUCAAAACCACCAAGAGUUGGUGAUAAAAUAAUUCCAUAUCUACCAACAGUUUCGCUAGUCUGUUCAUCUUCAGGUAUCAUACAAUUAUUUACUUCAGCCUUUCCUGCCAACAUUAUGACUGUGGCGUCAAAUAAAAGCCAGUUACGCGGAAUGGGUUUUAUUCCAUGUGAUGUCACAGUAGGAAGGCUGUUUUAACCACACGAAGGUGAUCAAAAGAUCGGAACCGACAGUUGAUUAAAAAUUAAUUUAUCCGCAUCUCUUGACGGUUUUAAGACAAAAAUUUUACAAAAUCGCUUUGAAGUCUCUAUUUUCCACCGCUAUCACGAAAAAUCUGAAAUCCGCGUAUGGUACUGAUCUGUAUAGUAUCUCUAAGCGUUUCAAAAAUCUGCCCAUGAUUUAUUUAGGGCCGAAGGUAUGGUAAUUUUUCUGAAUGGAAUAUACUGUUUCCCCCCACGAAACAGUUUUAAAUGUAUCAUGUCAUAUCAUGAAAA
Molecule: messenger RNA, 4107 nt
Organism: Schistocerca serialis cubense
Lineage: Eukaryota; Metazoa; Arthropoda; Insecta; Orthoptera; Acrididae
Product: protein still life, isoform SIF type 1-like
Exons: 11
Coding region: 41-3421 (1126 amino acids)
Biological process (GO): small GTPase-mediated signal transduction; positive regulation of axonogenesis; activation of GTPase activity
Cellular component (GO): membrane; synapse
Molecular function (GO): guanyl-nucleotide exchange factor activity
Source: RefSeq, a predicted model, not a curated record